This is a messenger RNA of Suricata suricatta (meerkat), 2127 nucleotides long. It is a transcript of the gene CHTOP, whose product is annotated as chromatin target of PRMT1. The transcript has 7 exons. Bases 290 to 1123 code for a protein of 277 amino acids. Lineage: Eukaryota; Metazoa; Chordata; Mammalia; Carnivora; Herpestidae. The record is from RefSeq and is a predicted model, not a curated record.
CUGGACGUGGCGGCCAUUUUGUUUUGGGCACCAAGCGGGAGGCGUCGGCGGCGUCGGUGGCACAGACGCAAGGCAGGAAGGGGCAGGCCGGGCGAGCAGGCGGACCGGCCGACCAGACACCCGCCCGGCUACAACGAGCUAACCUAAGGAAUCUACCGCUUACAUCUCUAACCAACCGCCCACCAAGUCACCUCAAGUUCGGCCGGACCCCGGCCGGCGCGCCGCAGCCGUGGUGGCAGCCCCGGGAGGCGCACUGGCGUCCGUUUCCUUCGAUUCUCGGGAUUUGAAGAUGGCUGCACAGUCAGCGCCGAAAGUUGUGCUAAAAAGCACCACCAAGAUGUCUCUAAAUGAGCGCUUUACUAAUAUGCUGAAGAACAAACAGCCGAUGCCAGUGAAUAUUCGGGCUUCGAUGCAGCAACAGCAGCAGCUAGCCAGCGCCAGAAACAGAAGACUGGCCCAGCAGAUGGAGAAUAGGCCUUCUGUCCAGGCAGCAUUAAAACUUAAGCAGACUUUAUGUGCGAGUCCGGACAGUGGCUGUGGAAGGAUAUGUCCAAGCUGUGGCUGGGCGUCUGGAGGGCGAUGCCAUGCAACUAAGAGCUUAAAGCAGCGCCUGGGUAAGAGUAACAUCCAGGCACGGUUAGGCCGACCCAUAGGGACCCUGGCCAGGGGAGCGAUUGGAGGACGAGGCCUGCCCAUAACCCAGAGAGGCCUUCCCAGAGGAGGACUGCGAGGGGGACGCGCCACCAGAACCCUGCUCAGGGGCGGGAUGUCGCUCCGAGGUCAAAACCUGCUCCGAGGUGGACGAGCCGUAGCUCCCCGAAUGGGCUUAAGAAGAGGUGGUGUUCGAGGUCGUGGAGGUCCUGGGAGAGGGGGCCUAGGGCGUGGAGCUAUGGGUCGUGGCGGAAUCGGUGGUAGAGGUCGGGGUAUGAUAGGUCGGGGAAGAGGGGGCUUUGGAGGCCGAGGCCGAGGCCGUGGACGAGGGAGAGGUGCCCUCACUCGCCCUGUGCUGACCAAGGAGCAGCUGGACAACCAGUUGGAUGCAUACAUGUCGAAAACGAAGGGACACCUGGAUGCCGAGUUGGAUGCCUAUAUGGCACAGACAGAUCCGGAAACCAAUGACUGAAACCUGCCCGCCUUCCUGGGAGAGACUCUUGUUCAAAAGUCACCACAUCUGUAAAUAACCGAGAGAGAACAGAUGGAGAAGACACCUGAUUGACGCUGGAAGGACCUGUCCCAAUAGGCUGUGGACUCACUUGCCACCAGUCUGUGCAUUUUAGUGUGUUCCUUUUACUUUUUUUGAUACUGUGUUGUAUGAAACCCUUUUUGCCUCUGACUUGGAUUUUGUUGUGUGUUUGGGUUGUUCCUCCACCCCCAUUGCUCUUACUUCUCUUUGAACAUGAAUGUGGUGGCCUUGUGGCUAGAACACUCUUCCCUGCUCUGUUUCCCUUCACCUGUCCUGUCCUCUGACCAUCUAACAUUUCAUCUCUUUGUCUCCAUGAAAAAGCCCUAGAAAGAGCCCAUCAGUGUUCCUUCCUAAUGCCUAGGUUUCGGAGAAACAGUUCUGUUCUACAUCUUUAAUAGCCUCUUAAAAAGUGUUUAGAAAAUCUGGAGCUCAAAAAUGCAUUCUUCCACAUUGAUAUUUUAGUGUGAUUAGUUAGGAACACCCACAGAGCCGCAGGGCCACGCAGGCUCCGCGUGGUAACGCCUCUGGGUAAAGCUGCUUCUGUGGGCAUGGACACCAGUAACGUGUGUGCACUUUCUGCCCUGGAAUUACAUGUAUAAACUUUCCUCUGGGCUUUGUGUCCUGUCCAGAGAGAUACUUUUGGGUUAGCUUACACUUGGCAGUGGAGAGGAAAUAGCCGUUUGGUUUGACAGAUGCUUCAGAAAAGGGGAUAGAAUGCUGGCAGAUCCCUUCUGGGAGGGCUCAGAAGACACCCACGCUGAAGGGGCAUCCUUCUGUUUAUCCCAAACCAGUAUUGGGCUUUUUCCAUUCAGUGGCUUGCUUUGACCAUCUUUUCAGUUGCCCUUGAAGGUUUAAUUAAGUUCAGCUCUUUCUGUUAGCUGCUCCAGUUUUCAGUGGAUCUUGUAUUUCUGGUUCAUCAUAACAAGAAAUCAUACUUAAAUCUA